AUCACAAAGAAAACAGAAUGGGCCUUCACUUUCGGUUAGCGCAGGGUUGAGCUGCCUUCACAGUCCUUGUCUCAUAAGACCUUCAAUCUCAACCUUAAUUCAACUUCAGAGAAUCGUCUUCUGACGAUUUUCCAACUUCGACUCGACGACUUCAUUCCAUAUGUCUCUCAUAAUCCGAAUGUAACUUUGAGCUUGGCUGUCCACUCUUUUUCAUGGUCAUAUCGAGAACGGGUCGGCAUCGACAGUGAGCUGCCCAGCCGCAGCAACUUUUCUCAUUUGUAUCUUUCAUCUUUAGACUUAUCGACCGACGGCAAGGCAACAUGGCCCUCCGGCAAAAGCUCAGCAAGCCAUUUGUGGUCGAACCGACCUCGGAGCACACCCACACAGUUGUUUUCCUUCACCGUUUUCCCGAGUCCGUGACCGACGAUGAGCUCCCCGCCAAAGUCCUGUCGUCAAAACAGACCAAAAACCACAAAACACUGCACGAGCAGUUUCGGGGCAUCCGAUGGGUCUUCCCGUUCCCCAAGACCGGCGCGUUCCCCUACGCAAACCUCAGCGCCGCCGACAAGGCCGCCGUAGGCCUGCUUCCAACGUCGGUGCCCUACAUUACGCAGAUCCUCCUCCAAGAAGCCAAAGUUAUCGGUAGCCUCGACAAAGUGAUUCUAGGCGGCCAGGGCGAGACUGCUGUUGCGGCGCACGGAGCCAUGUCGUCCUUCCCGGAGCCACGCAACGUGGAUGUGACCAAAUUCAUGCGCGACACCCUCCACUCACCCUCGUGGACCGAUAUCGCCAGCGACCCGCGCCUUGCCGGCUUCGUUGGCAUGCACGCCGAAGCCCGCGAACCCACACGCGACGUCACCAGCUACAGCAUCGCGCGCAAGACGCCCAACAACAACCCGCCGCACAUCAACACGUCCAUCGUCGCCAACACGCCGCAUUGCUUCAUCCACGGCGGGUACAAGGUGCAGACCGCCACCUGGGACGGCCGUCGCAUCGACGACUUUGCCCGGUUCCUCGCCGAGGUUGUGGGUGUCCACCGUGAAGUCGACCCCAAAGAACUUGUGAAGAAGGAGGGGCGGGAGGAACUCACGCCCCGCGAUCGCACCAUUCAGCCCGAAAAGGAGAAGGACGACGGUCUAACCGAGGCACAAAAGUACGCCCUCGAAGUCGCCAAGGAAAAGAAGGCCAACGAAGCCCUCGCAGAGAAAAUCAAGCGUCGCAUCGAGGCCGACAAGGUCGAGCGCAAGAUCCGCCAGGAGCGCGAGAGGCAGGCGCGUGAGGCGCGCGAGGUGGCGGGGCAGCGCGCGAUCAUCAAAGGCGAGGACGAGGACGACAAGAAAGAAGAUGCAGAGCCCUUGGCCCUGCAACGCUACGAGCGACCGAUGUGGGUGGUGGGCGACAGCGCUGUUUGCGCCGGCUUUAAUAUGUACGAUCAUAGUGAGGAUUCAGAGGACGACGACGAGAAUACUACCUUACCACGCCGUCUUCCUAAGCGGCGCAGGAAGGACCCUCCUGGGCAGCGGGCUGCCGGUGAUGCCAACUGGGAGGCUCCGUGUGCGGUCAGGGGGGAGAUGAGUGAGGCGCAGAUGAGAGCCUUUGGGUUGAUUAAGGACUCGGGACCAGAGGGGAAGAAGGAUGGGAAAGGAGAGAACCGGGUUCUCCGGGGCAUCAAGCGGGAGCGUCUUGAUCACUAAGUAAUUCUUGGAGUGUAUGCGGGCACAGCCAGAAGUAGCCUGCGAGUGUGUACCUAAUCUGUAAUACCCGUGGGUCGCCUGGUGUUUCCCCGGAGAACCGGCUGUAGGCUCAUCAAGAGCCUCAAGCGAGAGAUGUCCUCAUCACUAAGUAGUGCCUGGAAUCUAUGCGGGCAUAGCCAGGAGUAACCCGCGGAGUCUGUACGUACCUAAUCUGUAAUACCCGUGGAUCGCCUGGUAUCUGUUCUGGAG
This is a messenger RNA of Canariomyces notabilis, 1943 nucleotides long. RefSeq lists its product as uncharacterized. The transcript has a single exon. The record is from RefSeq and is a predicted model, not a curated record. Bases 321 to 1694 code for a protein of 457 amino acids. Lineage: Eukaryota; Fungi; Ascomycota; Sordariomycetes; Sordariales; Chaetomiaceae.